UUUACGGCAAAAGAUUUGAGUUAAUUUCAUCUCUCUAUUAGAGAAUCUUAGAUUUUCUUAUUUAUAUUUUCACAAACCAUUUCAUUUUGACUCCAUUUCGAGAGAAAUCUUAAGGUUUGAUCAGUUUUUAUUUUUGUUUUUGUUAUCAGAUUUUGUAAGACUCAAAUCAAACCUCUACACUUCAAAAAAAAAAAUUCUAUUGAAGAUGUUCGGUUGUGGUGAUUUGGAAUGGUACGUUGCAUACAAUUGGUCCCUUAGAAUUGAAAUCGGAGAAAAUUUAGUAAUUAAAUUUUUUCCGAUUUCAAUAUUAAGAUACCAAUUGGGCUCCAAAGACAGAUACCAACAAAGAUAUAACCAUGAUGGGUCAUUUAUCAGAGGCACAGAUUAGAAGGGACUGGAGAUCAAUCCGAGAGAAUCGAAAUCAAAGGAUAUCACAGAGCUAAUCAUGGUGGUUGUCCUUAUUCUCAACGAAGGCCCUUCGUCCUCGGAUUUGAUAAGACCAGAACAAUCUCCUCUAUGUUCGCUCAUGAGAAAGAGCUGAGAAUUAAGCAUCCUAUUAUUGGUUUUGGUGUAGAAAGUGCAUUCUUCAGAGCAACACCUCAUCACCAAAACAACCCUUAUAUGGAAGUUGGUUACUUCAUAGAUAGAUGGGGGGGACCGUAUAAAGAGUUCUACUACAUGGACCCAAUGGUAAGUUUUAAAUACAGUGUCUCAGAAUUAAUUUAUGUUGUGGUAUUGUUGCGAUUUAAAACUAAUUUAUGUUGUGGUAAAGUACAGUAUUUUUUGUUGCGAUUUAAAACCAACUUAUGUUGUGGUAAAGUACAGUAUCUCAGAAGAAUAUUCUUUGAAAAUGGCUUGAUGAAACUCGUCCGUGAUGGAGGAAGAUAUAUCCGUGGGUGCUAUGAGGAUAUGCUCUAUUUUGGAGAGCUUAUUGAUUCAAAGAGAUAUAUGUCCGUGCCGGAUAUUAGCAGGUGGUUCUUUUCUGCGGAUGAAAGGACCAGAUUGGAUAUUUUAGACCAUAUAAGCAGGUCUAAUAUUCAUGUUGUUGCAGCUUCCAGUGAUACUUUGCUUGCUUAUCCGGCAUCGACUGUCAGAUAUGAGCCGCCGCCUCCAGGUGUACUAAAGUACUGUAGCGAUGGCGCCGUGGUUUCUUCUAAGAAGGUGGCAUGGGGUGGAGUGUGGAGGGAUAGUUUCCACAAUGUGGGACCAAUACACUGUGGCAAAUUGACUGGGGUACUCACUCCGAUGCAGGUGGAGGGUUGUGGCAUAUAUCAUGGUUUGGCCAACUCUUAUGAUAGCGGUUUGCGUUGGAAAAAAUCGAUAUUGCAGAUCGAUAACGCAGAGCUGGCUUAUGGCUUGAAUUCGGGCCGACACCCUGAUGAUUCUGGCUGGCCAAUUACCUUCAGAGACAUUAAAGAUAUGAUGAGCUUGUUUCCAUACCUUGAUCCAAAAGUCGACUUUGUUCUUCGUCAAGGGAAUCGUGUAGCGGAUUAUAUUACAGGUGAGACCCGGGAUGAUAGAAUUUAUGAGUGGUCUGAAGUUUGUAAGAGAGCGAGGGCUGAUCGGAGACGCAAUUAUUUCAGAACAAAGUUUCUUCCACGAAAAAAGUCUCACCGACGAACAAAGUCUCACCGACGAACAGCGUUUCUGUCACGAACUACCUUGGGGCAGAAGUAGAGUAGUUUUUGUAAAGCAUUUGUGGCUAAGGUAACAGUUGUGUUUGUCUUGGAUGAUGCAAAAGCAGUUUCCAUAAACCACCUUGGGGCAAAAGUAGUAGAGUUUUUGUAAAGCAUUUGUGGCUAAGGUAACGGUUGUGAAGUUCUUUGGUGAUCAUUGAACAAUUUUUGCUUUGGAGUUUUCCAUAAACAACCACCUUGGGGCAAAAGUAGUAGAGUUUUUUGUAAAGCAUUUGUGGCUAAGGUAAAGGUAACAGUUGUAAAGUUCUUUGGUGAUCGUUGAACAAUUUUGGCUUUCGAGUUUUUCUUUA
Messenger RNA from Cornus florida, 1987 nucleotides. RefSeq lists its product as uncharacterized. The coding region runs from base 517 to 1677 and encodes 386 amino acids. Lineage: Eukaryota; Viridiplantae; Streptophyta; Magnoliopsida; Cornales; Cornaceae. The record is from RefSeq and is a predicted model, not a curated record. Gene Ontology annotation, molecular function: RNA-DNA hybrid ribonuclease activity; nucleic acid binding. The transcript has 4 exons.